This is a messenger RNA of Plasmopara halstedii, 3573 nucleotides long. Its product is annotated as arf-gap with ank repeat and ph domain-containing protein 9. Bases 1 to 3573 code for a protein of 1190 amino acids. NCBI's taxonomy places the organism in Eukaryota, Oomycota, Peronosporomycetes, Peronosporales, Peronosporaceae. Gene Ontology annotation, cellular component: nucleus; 90S preribosome. The record is from RefSeq and is a predicted model, not a curated record. Gene Ontology annotation, molecular function: GTPase activity; U3 snoRNA binding; GTP binding. The transcript has a single exon. Gene Ontology annotation, biological process: maturation of SSU-rRNA from tricistronic rRNA transcript (SSU-rRNA, 5.8S rRNA, LSU-rRNA); ribosome biogenesis; endonucleolytic cleavage of tricistronic rRNA transcript (SSU-rRNA, 5.8S rRNA, LSU-rRNA).
AUGGACGCGCUUGCGAGCAGUAGUAAAGGCCAUCGCAAGUCCAAGUCGGGUGCAAAGGUAAACAAACAUAAACGUAAGGCUUUUGAAAAGCAAAAACGAGAGCAGCCGUCGCUUGCCGAACAGCGCAAGAAUCCCAAAGCAUUUGGAGUUGCCAAAGCUGGUCGCGCACGUAAGACCGUCCAGCGCAAUUUAGACCGCGCACACCGUAAAGAAUAUGUACCACAGCAAAAUCGUGCUGAGGACCUUCCACCACCUAUUUCAGUGGUCGUCAUGGGUCCACCAGGCAGUGGUAAGAGCACUGUCAUUCGUUCGCUGGUUAAGCGUUAUACACGCCAUAACCUCGUGGACGUCAAAGGUCCAAUAACUGUCGUGAGUGGCAAAGACCGCCGUAUUACGUUUUUUGAAUGUCCAAACGAUUUAAACGCAAUGAUUGAUUUGGCCAAGAUUGCAGAUUUGGUGCUUUUACUCAUUGAUGCAAGUUUUGGCUUUGAAAUGGAGACGUUUGAGUUUCUUAACAUCCUUCAGGUGGUUGGAUUUCCGAAAGUAAUGGGUAUUCUCACACACUUGGAUAGUUUCACGAAAAACAAGAGUCUUCGUAAGACCAAGAAACGACUGAAAGCACGCUUUUGGACUGAAAUUUAUCAGGGUGCCAAGUUAUUUUACUUUUCUGGAGUUUCUGCCAACAAGUAUCCGAAAGGAGAGAUUCAGAACUUAUCGUUGUAUAUCUCACGCAUGAAGUUUCGACCUCUGACAUGGAGAAAUUCUCAUCCUUACUUGCUUGCUGAUCGCAUGGAAGAUGUGACGGCACCUGAUGAUAUUCAGCAAAAUGCUAUGAUAGACCGUCGAGUAACAUUGUAUGGCUAUUUACGUGGAACACACUUGAAACCAGGUAUGAAGGUGCAUAUUGCUGGAGCGGGUGACUUCUUCAUGGACAGUUUGACAGCGAUGCCGGAUCCUUGCAGCGUCCCGUCAAGUAAGAGAGCAGAUGGAAGCGUGAAGAAAAAACAUUUAAGUCAGAAAGAGACGCUGUUGUAUGCACCCAUGUCGGACGUUGGGAAUAUCAUGUACGAUAAGGAUGCCAUGUACAUUAAUCUGAGUCAAUUAAACUACACAAAUCCAGACACAGGAGAUGUAAUACCCGACGAACAGGACGUAAAAGUUGGGGAGAACUCGGGCCGGAGUGGCACACGUAUUGGACUGGGUGGCGAAGGUGUUAAUAUGGUACAAAGUAUGCAGAAAAUGGAUGUCGGUCUAGAUGACAAGCUCAGGGAUGCGAGCAUGUCGCUGUUUAAAAAUACGGCUGCGAUUCGUGCGGAUGAAGUCGACAGCGACGACGAGGAGGAUAGUGCAGAGGAGGACAGUGCGGACGACAUAAUUAGUGAAGACGACGGUGAAGACGAGGAUCGAGAGCUAAACGUUGGCAAACCAGUGGAGGCUAUUGUUCGUGAUAGCACUGGCCGAAUGCGUCGCCGCGCAGUGUUUACAGAAAGCGAAGAGACCAUAGAGACCAUGAAGACAGGAACCGACUCGGACUCGGAAAGUCUAGACGAGGACAGCGAAAAAGAGGAAGAAGUUAGUACUGAAGAGAAGUCGCAAUUGCGUUGGAAAGAUAACAUGGUCUCUCGCGCUGCUGCGAACUUUCUUGAGCGUGAACGGGCCGAUGUGAAUCUGAUGGAACUUGUGUAUGGUGAAAGUCAAAAGCUUCACAUGACGGAGCGUGACUUGGACAAUGAAGAACAAGCCAAACAGGGUGAAAAAGAUCAUUCCAGCGAAGAUGGUGACAGCUUUUUCACGUUAAAGCGCAAAGCAAAUGCAAAAGGAGAGUCAUCGUCAGCUUCAGAAACAUAUAACAUGAUCAACGCGAUGGAUUGUUCGCGUUUACACUUUGGUUCUGAAGAAAUGAGUGACUGGACAAUGCCCGAUGUGCUUCAAAGCAUUCGCGAUCGUUUUGUUACUGGUUCUUGGAAGCGCGUGAACAAGAUAGAGAACGGUAAUGAUGUUAGUAAUGAUGUGGAUGCCGAUCCAACGAAUGAUGACGAAAUGGACGGUUCAUUUCAAGAUUUAGAGACUGGUGAGAUCCAUAAAGGUGUCGACGAGCAGAGCGAAAUUAGUGAUGAAGCAAGCGAGAAUAAAGAGAACGACGAGAAUGAAACAGAUGAGCAGAUUCGUGAGCGCUUUCGUGCCCAAAAAUUAGUAAAGCGGAUGGUCGAAGACGAUGAUAUUGAAGACGGUGGCAAAAACAACAAGAAAAUUGACGACGAAGAACUGACUGAAAUUAUGGUCGAAGCAAAAAGGCUUCGCGAAGAACAAGCUCGACGGAAUGCAGAAGAAUUUGGAGAAGAAGGGGAAGAUAUGCGUCUACAAUUGGAAGGGUUUCGCAAUGGACUGUAUGUUCGUAUCGAGUUUUCAGGUGUACCAGCAGAGUUUGUACGCUACUAUGACCCCAAAAAUCCUAUCGUUGUUGGCGGUCUUCCAAAUUUGGAAGACACGUUGGGUCUUGUACGAAUGCGUUUCAAAAAACAUCGCUGGCAUAAGAAGAUUCUGAAAACAAAUGAUCCGUUAGUUUUCUCCAUUGGAUGGCGACGCUUUCAGAGUCUUCCGUUGUAUUCAAUUGAAGAUACGAAUGAACGGCAUAGAUUCUUAAAGUACACCCCGGAACAUAUGCAUUGUCACGCUACAAUCUAUGGCCCCAUGUGUCCUCCGAACACUGGCGUUUUGGCUUUUCAAACUUUGUCAAACAAUGCUGAAGGUUUUCGUGUUAGUGGUACUGGCGUUGUGCUCGAGUUGGAUCACAAGUUUAAUGUCGUGAAGAAACUCAAGCUGAUCGGAACACCUAGCAAGAUCCACAAGAACACGGCAUUCAUCAAGGGUAUGUUUAAUACUGAGCUCGAAGUUGCCAAAUUUGAAGGAGCAAGUGUUCGAACCGUGAGUGGAGUCCGUGGUCGUAUUAAAAAAGCUCUUCGGGGUGAAAAAGGUGAUUUCCGUGCCACUUUUGAAGACAAGAUUUUAAAGAGCGAUCUUGUCUUUUGCCGCACAUGGGUGCCUGUGGACCCAAAACAAUUGUACAAUCCAGUGACGUCUUUACUUACGAAUAUAAAGGGCAGUCAAAAGAGUACAUUAGGGCUUAUGAAGACAACAUAUGAGUUGCGCAAAGAGUUGAAACUAGCGGUGCCUGUGAAUCCGGAUUCACUUUACAAACCGAUCGUACGAACAGAGCGUCAAUUUGCAGCAUUGAAAAUACCGAAAAAGCUGCAAGCAAAUCUGCCAUUUGCUAGCAAACCUAAGGAAGACAAGAAAAAAGGCACUACGAAGGGUUACCUAGCGAGCCGUACGGUUGUUCUAGAACCAGAAGAGAAAAAGAAAUAUACGUUUAUGCUUCGAGUGAACACAAUGCGUCGAGAUCGAGAGGCUACACGAAAGGAACGUCAAAGCAAACGCAAUGCUGAGAACUUGAAACGUAAACAGCGCGAGGAGAAAGAAUUUGAAGGUGUGCAUAAAGCGGAAAAGAAAGCCAAGUACCGAGCAGAAGGAAAAGAAGCGGCGUACCGUGCAUUGAAGUCGGCAACAAGAUGA